GCACCGGGGGCUUCCUUCCGCGCCCGUCCCGCGGGUUCUCGUCCCCGCCCCUCAGGGCUCCGUCCGCCGCCGCCAUGUUCCGGGGCCGCAGCGCUUGGUUCUCGCAGAGCGUCAGCCCCGGCCAGCGGGAGCUGUGGGCGGCCGGUGGUGGGGAGUACACCCGCUGGCAGGAUGCUGAGUACCUGUUCAGCAGCGACGCCGCGCACCCGGACACCCGCAGAAUACAUGAGAGCCUCAGUUACCUGGAGGGCAGAGCCACGGUGUUCCACUCCUCUUACCUCUCUGCAUGGGCCAACAGCAGUGCAGAAGAGAAGAUGUCAGUGGCUCUGGGCCACUUUGUCCUGCCACCUGCUUGCCUGCAAGAAGAAAUCAGAAGGCAGAUUGGUUGUUUUAUCUGGGAGCAGGCGGACGGGUCACUGGCAGAACAGCGCAACAGGAAUCUGACGGACAGACCUGAGACAGCGGGAACAGGCGGGGAGGAGGAAGAGGAUGAGCACAUGCUAGACCCGACGCAAAGCAGCGAAGAAGAAACAGACCCCACAGCACCUGAGGGGGAAUGUCCACACCGUGCCCUGCAUGAGUACCCAACAAAUAACAUGGUGACAGGCUACGCCGCUGCUCGGGACAUGAGGAAGUACGUUGGGGAGAUCCACGAUUUCAUUCCCGGCACCUCGGGCUACAAGGCGUAUUGGGUUAAACAAAAGAUCAACCUUUCUGGUGACAUGAAGACCCGAAUGAAGAGGAAACUCUAAGUCACAGGUGGCUGUUCAUGUCAAGAACUCCAGUAAGAGCUGCCAGAGGUACCAGUUAUGUUUGGAAUGUCAUUCCCAUGGUUAAACUGCAGGGAUGCCUCCUUGCUCACUCCCUCCUGUGGAUUAAUGGUUAUUUCACCUGUCAGUCUGUUCUGUGUCUGGUGGUUCUGAACUGUC
Messenger RNA from Neopsephotus bourkii (Bourke's parrot), 929 nucleotides. RefSeq names its product telomere repeat binding bouquet formation protein 2 (gene TERB2). The coding region runs from base 75 to 752 and encodes 225 amino acids. The record is from RefSeq and is a predicted model, not a curated record. Gene Ontology annotation, cellular component: nuclear inner membrane. The transcript has 7 exons. Lineage: Eukaryota; Metazoa; Chordata; Aves; Psittaciformes; Psittacidae. Gene Ontology annotation, biological process: meiotic attachment of telomere to nuclear envelope; homologous chromosome pairing at meiosis.